This is a messenger RNA of Annulohypoxylon truncatum, 1633 nucleotides long. RefSeq names its product DNL zinc finger-domain-containing protein. The transcript is spliced from 2 exons. The record is from RefSeq and is a predicted model, not a curated record. Gene Ontology annotation, molecular function: zinc ion binding; protein-folding chaperone binding. Bases 48 to 944 code for a protein of 298 amino acids. NCBI's taxonomy places the organism in Eukaryota, Fungi, Ascomycota, Sordariomycetes, Xylariales, Hypoxylaceae. Gene Ontology annotation, biological process: protein stabilization; protein folding; protein import into mitochondrial matrix. Gene Ontology annotation, cellular component: mitochondrion.
AUUAAUUCUUCCUCAAACUCUUCAAUGCAGAAUCGAGUGCGCAGAAUAUGGCCUCAAAACCAGUCGCCGGCCUCUUAAUCAAUCCAAUCCUCCGCCGUUCGAAAAUAAUACCUCCUUCCAUUCUCCACCCCUAUCCUCUUCUUCCUCGAACUCUACAGCCAGCCGCCCGUCGGUUUGCCCACACCAUCCCCAAACCUCCCGGCCAUCCAAAAACUCCAUCUGAGCAACAACGAGCGCGGAGGCUCGCCGAGUAUCAUUAUCAAUUAACAUUUACCUGCGUACCCUGCAACUCACGCUCCACGCACGAGGUGUCGAAGACGGGGUAUCAUUAUGGCUCUGUGCUCAUCACCUGCCCGGAAUGCCGAAAUCGUCAUAUCAUCAGCGACCACCUGAAUAUCUUCGGCGACCGCGACAUCACCGUCGAAGAUCUCAUGCGAGAGAAAGGACAGCUAGUAAGACGAGGUCACCUUGGCGAGACUGGAGAUGUUGAAUUCUGGGAGGAUAAGGACUUCGAUGCCGAGGACACUCGGCCUGAGUCGGCCGAAGCACAAGACCACUUAGACAAGGACGUUUCAGAGGAAGAGGAAGCGGCAAGGUCACGGGAAACACGGGAUCCGUCAUCACAAGCAACAGAACCAAAACCCACAGCCUCGGCACCGUUAGGAGAUGGCGGCGCUCGCCCAUCAAUAGGCAACUCUCAACACACAAACCCAGCGCCAUCAACAAGGCGUCAACUUUCGACGGCUAGUGCUCACGACUCCUUUGGAGCUUCGUUGGCAGAUGACAACAUCUAUCAACUGUCAAAUUCGUUCAUGACCGGUCCCAGGACCCGUCACUUACAAAAAUUGCUUCGCAAGGCCAUAGCCGAACGCCGCAGUGUUCUGUCUCAGGUCCCGAAGGAAGAGAUGUUACAAAAGACCAACGUACCUCGGGAGAGACAGUAGAGCAGACCCAGGGCGAGAUUUCCUUCGAUGAUCGUCCCUCCUCCAAGACCGUUCCAUGGAGGCGAAAACUGCCGAUCUCGAAGGAAUUCACCGGCGUUCGCUAUCAUAUAAGCGCGCAGGAGUACCCCAGGGCCCGCAACUAUGCGAGGCCGCUCGUCCGCCGUAUAUUUGUCCAAGACCGAUACGAGGGCGUCCGUUUUUACAACUUCCCUACCGUAGAUGGCCGGCCGCAGUAUAUCCGGACAGGGCCCGGUCCUCUGUACCAACGGAGACGACCGACGCCUUGGACGGGACAGAUAGAAGAACAAGACGCACAUCAGGAGAAAGACGCAGACUGGCUCGAAUUGGAUAUACCGUUCCAGUGGAAACUGCCACCAGAUGUAGCCGACAUAUCCGAUCGCACGGUAUAUCCGACGACCGCGCGAAGCUGGCCCAAACCACGGACUCCUUCGUACUCAUCGGUAUAUCGGAAAGGCGAGCAGAAAACCUACUUUUAUGAGGCUAUGGCCGUACGGAGUGCGCUGGAGCGCUCAAAAACCGAGCCAAUGCCUGUACCAAUAGCAUCUCCCAGCAGAAAAGGGGCUCAAAGCCCCAACUUUAGUUAAUACGCACAUAUAUAGGUACUCGGACAACGCCUGUCUGUUAUAUAGUGUAAGGCUAUAAUACCCAAUUCAAAGCAGUUAAAUAUG